GCCUCUGCGGGGUGUGGUUAUGUGAUGGCGGUCAGGGAAAAGCUGUAAGAUUCAGUUCUGCUGCUGAGGGAAUGGUAUUGAUCCAGUGAGAAAAUAAGCACAGGUUUCAAAUGUGUGAUAACAUUCAUGAGGAGUUUCUUGCUCCGGAGGAGCCUUUUCAAAUGCUCUUGCAGCAGGGAAACCUCAGUGAAGAUGGCACACUGGAUGUUAGUGACUUUGGCUGUCGGAUGUCCUCCUGUCAUCGGACAGACCCUCUGCUCCGCUUCCACAGCAACAGAUGGAACCUAACCUCAUGUGGCACCAGCGUGGCAAGUUCAGAAUGCAGUGAGGAACUCUUUUCUUCUGUGUCUGUGGGCGACCUGGAUGACUGCUUCUCCCUCCUGGAUGAUCAGGAGCUCACGUCUUUUGAUUUCUUCCCAGAAGGCAGCGUCUGCAGUGAUGUAUCGUCUUCCAUCAGCACAUACUGGGACUGGUCUGACAGUGAGUUUGAGUGGCAGUUGCCAGGAAGUGAUAUUGCCAGUGGUAGUGAUGUACUAUCCGACAUCAUACCCAGUAUACCAAGUUCACCUUGCCUUCUUUCAAAACGAAAGACCAAACCUCAUAGGAACCUGGAUGAAUUGCCCUGGAGUGCCAUGACCAAUGAUGAACAGGUGGAGUAUAUUGAGUACUUGAGCCGUAAAGUGAGUACAGAAAUGGGGCUGCGGGAGCAACUUGAUAUAAUUAAAAUAAUUGACCCGAGUGCUCAGAUAUCUCCGACCGACAGCGAGUUCAUCAUUGAGCUGAACUGCCUCACAGAUGAUAAACUAAAACAGGUAAGAAACUACAUCAAAGAUCACAGUCCACGCCAGAGACCUGCAGGUAUGCGAGACAACUGGAAGAGGAGUGUCCCCAGCAGCUCUAGUGCUGUAAGUGUGCAAAGUAGCAGCAAUGUCAGCAUGGUUAGCAGCACCAGCAGCAGUUCAGGAUCAAUAAGUUCCAAUUCGUCCACAAGCAUCAGUUGUGCUCACAGUGAUGGCAACCUGGCCACUGUGGCUGAGCGCAUCCGAGAUUCCAAGAAACGCUCAAAGCAGAGAAAACUGCAGCAAAAGGCUCUGCGUAAAAGACACCUCAAAGAACAGAGACAGGCUCGUAAGGAAAGACUGAGUGGUCUGUUCCUUAAUGAAGAGGUCCUGUCACUCAGAGUCAGUGAAGAGGAGGACCAUGGUGAUGACAUAGACAUUCUAAUGUGAUGAGAGCAAAUUAUUCAGUGCUCCCUCUAACCCUUUCAUUCAUACCACCUCUGAAACAUCAAAGUCAAACAAGUAACAAAACAAAAAUUGACCAAUCAAUAAAUCACUAAGUCAUGUAAAGAAGUUGAAUCUGAUGUAAAAAUCAUGUCACUAAACCCCAUUGAUUUUGUUAACAUUAAAGUACUUCACAGCUACUUGUUUAACUCAACCAAAAAUUGAUCCAUCAAUUUCUUCUACUUGGUUUGGAUCCAGAAGCAUCCAUGUAUGGUCUUUCAUUUAUACCUUUUCAGUGAGCAUGUUGGAUAUGUUUGGGAGACAGGCAUAUAAGGAACACUGAACAUGAAGCAAAAUAUCCAUCAGUCAUCAUGGAUCAAUAAUUUUGUGAUUUAAUAUAUUUUACUUUAUGUAUUUUUGUGUAAAAAGACUACUUUGUAAAUUGUAUAAUCCUUAUAGUAUGCACUUCUAAUUUGAGACUUGAGUUUAACCUGUUGGAUAGACUCAGUUUUUGUAUCUUGAUUUCUUAAAUGAAGGGUAUAAUUGGAGUUGUGUGACUUGCAUAAAGCCAUUUGGAUUUAAUAAGGA
Neoarius graeffei (lesser salmon catfish) is the source of this 1811-nucleotide messenger RNA. It is a transcript of the gene fam199x, whose product is annotated as family with sequence similarity 199, X-linked. The record is from RefSeq and is a predicted model, not a curated record. The transcript has 7 exons. NCBI's taxonomy places the organism in Eukaryota, Metazoa, Chordata, Actinopteri, Siluriformes, Ariidae. The coding region runs from base 111 to 1229 and encodes 372 amino acids.